This is a messenger RNA of Ornithorhynchus anatinus (platypus), 1577 nucleotides long. RefSeq names its product coagulation factor X (gene F10). Lineage: Eukaryota; Metazoa; Chordata; Mammalia; Monotremata; Ornithorhynchidae. Gene Ontology annotation, molecular function: serine-type endopeptidase activity; calcium ion binding. Gene Ontology annotation, biological process: blood coagulation; proteolysis. Gene Ontology annotation, cellular component: extracellular region. The record is from RefSeq and is marked provisional.
CUUGCUCUGGGCAGGCCCCGCCGCUGCCGGGGAGACAGGACGGCUCUCCACAGCCAUGGCGGGCCGGCUGCAUCUCGUGCUGCUCUUCGCUUUCUUGUCCGCCCUCCCGCCCGCUGUGGAAAAUGUGUUCAUCAAUCAAGAAGAUGCCAACAAGGUUCUGGGACGGGCCAAGCGGGCGAAUUCGUUAUUUGAGGAGCUGAAGAAAGGAAACCUGGAAAGGGAAUGUAACGAAGAAACCUGUUCCUACGAAGAAGCCAGAGAAGUGUUUGAAGACACGGAUAAAACUAAUGAAUUUUGGAAUAUAUACAAAGAUGGCAACCAGUGUGAAACCCAGCCUUGUCAGAAUCAGGGGGUGUGUAAGGAUGGCCUCGGCGAAUACACGUGCUUGUGUUCGGCAGGAUACGAGGGCAAAAACUGUGACACCACGACCGUCAAGAUCUGCAGCUUGAACAAUGGAGACUGUGAACAGUUCUGCAAAUCUGUCGUCAACACAGUGGUCUGCUCCUGUGCUCAGGGGUAUAUUCUGGGAGAUGAUCAAAAAUCCUGUAUCCCCACAGUUCCUUUCCCGUGUGGGAAACUCACGGUGGGAAGAAGGAAGCGGUCAGCAGAAUUGCCUGAGGAGCAGGACGGUGACAACGCUCACGUCGCUGAAGAUGUCUUAGAGGCCACGGAAAAUCCCUUCGAAGCUGAGCCUCCAGAUCAGAACACCACCCUUGCGGAACCUGGCGAAAAUGCCCUCGUGAGGAUAGUUGGAGGACGAGAAUGCCACGAUGGGGAAUGUCCUUGGCAGGCUCUCCUUGUAAACGAUGAAAACGGUCAAGGGUUUUGUGGCGGGACUAUUCUGAAUGAGUACUACAUCCUCUCCGCAGCACACUGCAUGCACCAAGCAAAAAGAUUCAAAGUUAGAGUAGGGGAACGGGACACCGAGAAGAAAGACAGCAGCGAGAUGGCGCAUGAGGUGGAGAAGGUGAUCGUGCACAGCAAGUUCGUGAAGAAGACCUACGACUUCGACAUCGCCGUGAUCAAACUGAAGACCCCCAUCACGUUCCGGAUGAACGUCAGCCCGGCCUGUCUGCCCGAGAAGGACUGGGCCGAAGACAUCCUGAUGAACCAGAAAGCGGGAGUGGUCAGCGGGUUCGGGCGAGUCCACGAAAAGGGGCGCCCUUCCACCGUCCUGAAGAUGUUGGAAGUCCCCUACGUGGAGCGGAGCACGUGCAAGCAGUCCAGCAGCUUCGACAUCACCCCCAACAUGUUCUGCGCCGGCUACGACUCCAGGCCGGAAGACGCCUGUCAGGGAGACAGCGGGGGCCCCCACGUGACGAAAUACAAGGACACCUACUUCGUCACGGGAAUCGUCAGCUGGGGGGAAGGGUGCGCGCAGAAUGGAAAGUUUGGCGUCUACACCAAAGCGGCCACUUUCCUCAGCUGGAUAAAGAGGAUGAUGAGGCAAAAGGCAGGUCAGUAGAAACGGAAGAGGGCCGGACGCUGGGGUCGGUCUCCGGUCGAAUGCGUUUCCACCGGUGGUUGGUGUUGCUUCUACCCGGGCCACACCGUUGAAUUAAAGGAAUUGUUCUACU